Molecule: messenger RNA, 1080 nt
Organism: Carassius auratus (goldfish)
Lineage: Eukaryota; Metazoa; Chordata; Actinopteri; Cypriniformes; Cyprinidae
Exons: 2
Coding region: 196-1080 (294 amino acids)
Source: RefSeq, a predicted model, not a curated record
UUAGAAGACAUAAAAGAUAUUGUCCCUCUCAUUGCUGCCCGAAUACUCGUACACCACUUCAAUAACAGAGGCCAUGAAGACUAUACAUCUGGCCAGCUAUCCAAUCCAAAAGGUUCUUCAUCUUCAGGCCAAGCAACCCAAGUCCCUGUUCAAGUCUCUGACUGGGUCUCAACAUAUGAAGUACCUUGGGAGAAGAUGCCUCCAAAUUUGCACCAGUGUGUUGCACAAGGCAAGCGACCCAGGAAGCAGGAGCUUUUAGUUAUGGUGAGAACUAUGGUAGACUCAAUUCAAAAGGUAUGCUUGAACCCUAGUAGAAGCCAGUGUUCAGAAAUUGCAAGAAGAAUCAUGGAAAAAUAUCCAAAAAGCUUUGCGGAUGUUACAAUGGAAGGAGAUCUGAUUGGCUGUCGUUAUGGAUCCUUGCUAAAUCAGAUAAAAACAAGGGUUGAACAUGUCAAUCGUGACAACACACUGGUGAGAGUUAGAAAACCAAAACGUAUCAAUGAGAACGAGUCUACACCCAGCAGUGAGAGCACCGCAUCCAAAUGUGCAAAAACAGAUAGCUAUGGCUGCAUCAAUUGGCACCCAGUUGACCUCCCUGAAGAUGAGACUCCAGAAUCAGUGGAGGAAAAAAGAAAGGAAAUGGUUAAGUUAUUUUCUCAAGAGGGACCCCGAGCAGCAGAGCGUGGACAGGUGGAAGAAUGGAUGAAGACAACCUAUGCUUCUCAGCGCUAUGCCAUCAAUAACAACCCCCCACCCAGCAUUGAUGAACUCAAAGACCAGUGGCCAUUCCUGUUCAUGAAGAGAUUUUUGUGUGCCCAUUUCAACACUCUGACUGGAAUUGAUGUUAACACUAGGCUCACAGAAUCUCUCAACACAAAAGGAAAAAAGGUACUUCAUUUUUUUGAAAGUCAACUUUCAAGGUGGAAAAACGAUGUCAGGACAGUCCUGAAAGACAUCAACCAAGCUGGUAAAGAAGAUGUCGACUAUGGUGUUGCAUCUAUAAUUACCACAAUGGCUUACUUCAAAGAGAAGGAAAAUGCCCUCUUUCUUCUUGCUGAUGUAAGUAUUAAUGUUAUUUGA